Sclerotinia trifoliorum is the source of this 2948-nucleotide messenger RNA. Lineage: Eukaryota; Fungi; Ascomycota; Leotiomycetes; Helotiales; Sclerotiniaceae. The record is from the annotation of a GenBank genome assembly.
UGGUCAAAUUGAAUUGAACUUUCCUGUUGUAUAUGUACAAUCAUCCAAUCUUUUGUAUAUUUCAAUCAUUCACAUAUAUGAUCCCUUCAGAUCAUCAAUCGCUUUAUCUUUACAUAAACUGGGUGAGAUCUUCAGGGUCAUUAUACAAGCAUCUUACCCCACACUUUCGUUCCUGCAGCCCCCAAAAUACUAGCUUCAUACAUUGUUAGUUGAUGUUGGUUGUUGUUGUUGUUCACAAGGAAACUCAACCUUAAUACCUUCCUUUCUCAUAUUACUUUACAUCCCGUCCAUCACACUUAAUCUUUAGCCUUGGAUUGAUUUGAGCCUGGUCAAGUAGUACCGGCACACACAAUACUAUAGCCGUCAUGUUGUAAGUGUCGCAUUCGAAUUUAUCCAGAGUGUGCAUCGAAUGAACUCGUGCCGAGAUUACCAAUGGGUGUUGCAUUGUGUCGCAUAGCUGAUGAUGAAGAUAGUGUGUUACCCCCACCGCCGCGAUAUCCAUCGCAGGCAGCGUAUAAUCUGGCUGUUCAAAAUGGGAUGGCUGCGCCGAUGAUAGAGACGAAUAACCUUCUCAAGCACCCUGAGGGACUACAAUUGCUUGCUGGUGAAGGUGAGCUUCCAAUCGCGAAUGUCUAGCCACUCAAUGCUCAGAUCAUCUCUUAUAGGGACAUACUUGCUGCAGGACGACCUACAUCUUGCGACACCUCCUCCACAUCCCUCCGAAACCCCGAAUUUAAAUCCAAAUCCACUAUCUACAGCUCCACAAGCUGCAACGGCUGGGACGAAACUCUCUCUCCUUUCCUUUAGCACGAAGCCUUCCGCACCCCUUUUAUACAGGCUCGAUACGAACAAAAGUUCCAGGACGGGAUUGGCUCAAUCGAGUAUACAGGAACAUCCAUACGAAAAUCGCAAUUCUUCUGAGGUACCUGGAAGUAGUGAUGGUGGAGGGACUUCAGUCAAUGGUAGUGCAAGAGUUUCGCCUUCAAUUGGAUCUGCACCGGCGUUCGGAGAGGGAAAUUCGUUGUUGUCAUUUACAGGUAAAGAUACUGGAAAACGUCGCAAACCAAAGAGUGGUAUUUUGAAGAGUAAUUCUUCAUUUAUUUCACGAUGCAUCGUACAUGAAAAUUUGGUCAAAAGGCUGCAGGAUCGUCCAAUUGAUGGAUAUUUCGCGUUUGCAAACAUCAAUCGGGCUUUUCAGUGGCUUGAUUUGUCUUCUCCAAAUAAAGUGAGUUCUGUCGCAAUUAUGGGAAUUCAUGGAAUAUCAAAUGCUCAUAACAAUAACAGCAAGAUCAUCUCCUCAAAAUUCUUUUUACCAAAGCCCAUUGCCUUUGUCAUGAUGUCAAUCAAGUCACUAAAGGUCCAAAUCAUAUAGACAUUAUAAUGGGAUUUUCAACUGGCGAAAUUAUCUGGUUUGAGCCUUUCACACAAAAAUAUUCAAGGUUGAACAAAAAUGUAAGCAAUAUUCCCGCCAUAAAAUUUACUAAAAGUUUGACAAGAUCAGUGUGUCAUAAAUUCAACGCCAGUCACACAAAUCAAAUGGAUUCCUGGUUCUGAGAAUUUAUUCCUGGCAUCUCAUAUGGAUGGAUCUUUAAUUGCAUACGACAAGGAGAAGGAUGACGCAGCCUUCGUACCAGAAGAGGCUGGACCUGAUACUAAUGGCAGUGUUCCAAGUGAAGAGAAUUUAGACCCAACUUCAAUGCCGAAAGCCAAACUUCAGAUCGACAAAUCAGUCCAUUCAAAGAACCAAAAAUUCAAUCCUGUUUCAUACUGGAAGCUUUCCAAUCAACCAAUCAAUAAUCUCGCUUUCUCGCCUGACAACAGGCAUUUGGCUGUCGUGUCUGAAAACGGUACUUUGCGAAUCAUUGACUAUUUGAAAGAGCAGUGAGUAAGAUGCAUCUCCCUAAAUCUCUCAUGCUGACCCCCUUAGAUUACUCGAUAUCUACAAUAGCUAUUUUGGUGGCUUGACUUGUGUUUGCUGGUCACCUGAUGGCAAGUAUGUUCUUACCGGUGGUCAAGAUGACCUUGUUUCUAUAUGGUCCAUGGCAGAUUCCGCCAUCAUAGCUCGCUGCAUUGGCCAUACAUCCUGGGUUACAGAUGUAGCUUUUGACCCAUGGCGUUGCGAUGAUCGAAAUUAUCGUUUUGGUAGUGUGGGUGAGGAUGGUAAACUCUUGUUAUGGGAUUUUAGCGUUGGAAUGUUGCAUCGUCCCAAAGCCGUAAGUCCUCACUCCGUCACAUUUCAAGCUGGUGCAGCACAUGUCAGCUAAUGUUAAAUUAGGCCUCCGUUCGUCAAAGAGGUAGUAUCUCUUCUCGAAUGCCUAGUUCCCUUCAAAGAGUUGAAACUCAGGGCACAACAGCUACCGCCGGUCGAUUUCGCUCAAACUCAAAUCUUUCCAUCACCGAUGGACAAUUAGAUACGGUGGAUCAUCCAGUAGAACCAAGGGCAAAGAUUUCCAUUCUACCUGCCGUAUGCACGAAGACUGUUGCCGAUGACCCAAUUUGUUCAUUGGCAUUUACAGAGGAACAUAUUAUUACAAGUGAUAAGAGUGGUAUGGCUGUCUCCUUAUUCAUGUUUCGAUGAUUUUUUGUAGGCACCUGGAGCUAACACUAGAACAGGACAUAUCCGCACUUGGAACAGACCAAAGGAUCACGAAGAAGCUGAUGACGAGGAUGCUGAUGUGGUAGCACCAUCUCAAACUUUGUAAAUCAAUUACUAGAGCAUGAGCGUCAGGAGUAAAUAUGUGUAUAUUGUUUGACGGAGUAGUAGUCCCUCACUUCAGUUAAAGCUAGAUUUGGAGUUGUGGCGAGCUUGGGUAAAGAGUAGCUAGGCGCAAUCUUAGGUUGAAUUAGGUACAACGUCAUAAGGAAAUAUCAGAGAAUACUUUAAAGAAAAAAACAGAUUGUGAGGAGUGUGUGUACAUUGUUUGGCGUUGAAUAAUUUUAUCAAUACA